Alternaria postmessia is the source of this 1476-nucleotide messenger RNA. RefSeq lists its product as uncharacterized. Lineage: Eukaryota; Fungi; Ascomycota; Dothideomycetes; Pleosporales; Pleosporaceae. Gene Ontology annotation, molecular function: oxidoreductase activity. The coding region runs from base 1 to 1476 and encodes 491 amino acids. The record is from RefSeq and is a predicted model, not a curated record. The transcript has 3 exons.
AUGCGCCCUAGCUGGACCGGGAGACUCUCGACAUUCGAUCAACAACCCAUAUCAAUUCUUACUACAUCAAACACACAUUUUCACAAGAUGGCGUUCUCAAUAGGGAUGCCCUGGAACGAGGGCGAAGAGAAGAUGCAUCACCUCCUCCGCGUUCCACCUCAAGAUAAUCCAACAUCGGCUAUGCUCACACCACAAGCCAGUUUUAUGUUCCAACGUGCUCCUCUACUCGCACUCGGAACACUGGAUGCACAAUCUAGACCAUGGGCGACACUAUGGGGUGGCGAGCCUGGUUUCUCUGAACAGCUUGGUGGAGGCUUCAUCGGCACGCGAACACUCGUCGAUGGCACGAACGAUCCUGUCGUGCAAGCGCUUAUGAGUGGAAAUGAGAAGGGCGAGAUGACUCAAGCAAAAGACGGUGGCAAACUAGUAGCUGGUUUAGCUAUCGAUCUGAUGACGAGGAAAAGAGUCAAAACCGCUGGGCGUAUGAUUGCAGGAGCGAUAAGGGACAUCGACGUGGAGAUCGAAGGGGAGGCAGACAGGAAACAAGAACAGAUUCAACUCGUCACGAAGAUAGAACAAAGCCUAGGAAAUUGUCCCAAGUAUCUCAAUCAAUACGAAAUACGCCCAGCACUAGUAAACGCAAGAUUAGUAUCGCAAUCCUCAUCGUUAUCAAAAGAAGGAGAAGAACUCGUUGCGAGAUCCGACAUGUUCUUCUUAUCCACAACAACUGAGGAUGACAUGGAUGUCAACCAUCGCGGUGGACCAGCGGGAUUCGUUCGAAUGAUAAAUUCAAGCACCCUUGUCUACCCCGAGUACUCCGGAAACCGGCUUUAUCAGUCCCUCGGUAAUCUAAUGCUCAACCCCAAGAUUGGUAUCGUGUUUCCAGACUACGGAACGGGAGAUGUCCUUUACCUGACUGGCACAACUGAAAUCCUCGCUGGUGCAGAUGCAGCUGUCCUAUUACCCGGUAGCAAUCUGGCCGUCAAGAUUACCAUCUCAGAAUGCCGAUUUGUAGCCAACGGUCUGCCGUUUCGUGGCUCGAAGAAGACACCUAGCCCAUACAAUCCGCUCGUGCGCACCCUUGCUUCUGAAGGGAACAUACGCGGCACUCUCUCCGUUUCUCACACCAUGGCGUCUUUAACCAAGAAAGAGGUUCUCACGCCUAGUAUCGCUCGUUUCACCUUCACUGUGAGAGAUGGGCUAACAUAUCGACCCGGGCAAUGGAUUGCGCUGGAUUUUAGCAAAGAGUUAGACAUUGGGUACGAACAUAUGCGCGAUGAUGAUCCUGGAAGUCUGAACGAUGACUUUGUGAGGACAUUUACCAUUUCCUCCACGCCUAGCAAAGACCAUGAGAAGGAAAGUGAGUUUGAGAUGACUAUACGGAACGUUGGGGCUGUUACACGGUUCCUCUUCCAGCAAAAUGAGCGGGCUGGGUUGGAGAUAGGUGCCCUCGGUGUAGGGGGCCGAUGGGCGUAA